ACUGUUUGGUUUUGCACACAUAUAUUGUAUCUAGGAUAUACUGUGACAUUUAACAUGUAUAGGACUGCUUGCCAUCUGGGGGAGGGGGUCGAGGGAAGGAGGGGAAAAAUCGGAACAGAAGUGAGUGCAAGGGAUAAUGUAAAAAAUUACCCUGGCAUGCGUUCUAUCAAUAAAAAGUUAUUUAAAAAAUAAAAAACCAAAAAUUCCAACAUUCAAAAAAAAAAAAUCCUCAGCAAGAGCUGGAUGGUGACUUGCAAGGCUUUUAUGGACGUUAGAGAAUUUUUUUGAGGGGAUUCUUGUCCAGGCACAGAUUGGACAAUACAGUUUCCUCUGAGAAUCUGUAUUCAAGGACACAAAAAUGUGUUUCUGUGGCACGUUUCCACAUCAGAGCCUACAACGGUUCGGUUCUGCUCUGUGUUCACUGCCUCCUCACCUCCUUUCUUCGUUCUACCCCCUCCUCUUUUUUAUUCCUUUAAGAAAGUUUUCCCCUUCACAUUCACAGACCUACUUUCUUUCAGCGAAAAUUCUAGGGGUUUUAGGGAGGGAACAAUGUAGGCACACACUGGGCAAGCAUUCCUGCUUAAGGAAGUCCCCGAAAACUAGCUGCAGAUGCCACAAAGCCCGGCGGGUUGAUUCCGGUUAUUAUGGUUUCCUCCUGGGAACUAGCUAAUGGAGCCCAGUUUGCAGCUUCGGGGAGGGGAGGUUCGUCUCGAAGGCCUGCUUCCCAACGCCCGUUUCGUACGUGAGCAUGUCCAGAACUUUCAGAGAGGUUUUUUUGUUUGUUUGGUUUUUUGUUUUAAGCCAGGGUCCAGAAGGAUCUUCAGGGAGGAGGUCUGCCUCCUCCUUGGAAGAAUGUUCGGAAUCUAGGAACCAAUGGUGCACAACUGAUCCUGACCUUUUAGGGAGCUACGAGAUGAAACAAGUUAUUGGGGGCGGAGUGCGAGUUAGCCGUAGGGAGCGCAAGGAGGAGGACGAAGAGGAGGAAGGGAAGGAAGAGAAGGAGGAGCAGAAGGGGGAAAAGGAGGAGAAGAAGAGGAGGUAUGGUUAGAAUAAGGAGGAAGACCAGGAGGAGUAGGAGGAAUAGGAAGAGCAGGAGGAUGUAAGGAGGAGGAGCUGUCGCGGAUCCUCCUACUUGAUCCUAGUUUAGGAGCUGCAUCUCCUCCCCUCCCAUCCUGGGCGGAGCUAGGGCGCUCCCGAGCCCUCCCCCCCGCGCCGAGCCCUCCCCCGCGCCAAACCCGGAAUAGGGCAGGUGGGAGGGAAGUGGUGGGGGUUGACUGGGGCAGGGCCAUUUCCCUGGGCUCACUGAGACCCCUACCUCCUUUUCCCCAGCGGCGGGCGCCUCAGCCAUGUCUGCGGAGGAGAUGGUGCAGAUUUUGCUGGAGGGCCGUUGCUACCCAGUGAGCAAGAAGAAGCUUAUCGAACAGAGCGAUUACUUUCGAGCCCUGUACCGCUCGGGUAUGCGGGAAGCUGGGGGACCAGCCUCUGGGGGCCCCGAGGUGCAGCAGCUACGGGGUCUCAGCGCCCCGGGCCUGCAGCUCGUGCUGGAUUUCAUCAACACUGGAGGAACUGGGUCUGGCUGUUUUCUGGGGCCGCAGGGAGAGAAGAGUGGUAGAGAGGAGGAAGAGAUAGAGGAAGGCAGCCUGCUGGAGGAGCUGGUGGAAGUGGCCUCCUUCUUGCAGGUCACCUCUUUGCUGCAGCUGCUGCUGUCCCAGGUGCGGCUGGACAACUGCCUGGAGCUGCACCGCCUGGCACAGGUGUAUGGGCUGCAAGACCUCCAGGGGGCUUGCCUGAGGUUCAUGGCUGCCCACUACCAUCAGGUGCUUCGUAGUCCCCAGUUCCCUCUUUUGGUCACCCCUUCACAGGCUCCAGGGGAGGCCAGUCUCAAGCAGAAGCUGAGGGAGGGCAGGAUGAAAGGGAAAGCUGUACUCAUAGCUCUGGGAGACUUUUUGGGGGGCCCUCUGGCCCCGCAUCCCCACCAGGGAGAGCCGAGGUCUAUGCUUAGAUAUGAUGAGGGCGCCCAGCGGUGGUUGCCUUUGGCCAAUCAGCUGCCUCCUGAUCUGGUUAACGUCAGGGGCUAUGGCUCUGCCAUUUUGGACAACUACCUUUUCAUAGUGGGAGGUUAUAGGAUCACCAGCCAGGAGAUCUCUGCUGCCCACUGCUAUAACCCUUGUAGAAACGAGUGGAGUCAGGUGGCUUCGAUGAACCAAAAGAGGUCCAGUUUCAAGCUUCUGGCUGUGAGUGGAAAACUAUAUGCCAUUGGUGGACAGUCUAUUUCAAAUGUUGAAUGUUACAAUCCUGAGCAGGACUGGUGGAAUUUUGUGGCUCCAUUACCAAAUCCUUUGGCUGAAUUCUCUGCCUGUGAAUGUAAGGGAAACAUUUAUGUCAUAGGAGGAUAUACUACUAGAGAUAGGAAUAUGAACAUUUUGCAGUAUUGUCCCACUUCUGAUGCCUGGACUGUUUUUGAAGCAUGUGAUGUCCACAUUCGCAAACAACAGAUGCUGUCAGUGGAAGAGAUCAUCUAUUUGGUGGGAGGUUGUCUCCAUGAAUUUGGACCCAACAAAAGGACCAAUCAAAGUGAGGACCUGUUAACAGUGCAAUCUUACAAUACAACUACCCGGGAAUGGCUCUAUCUCAAGGAGAAUACAUCCAAAUCAGGUCUUAAUUUGACUUGCACACUUCAUAAUGAUGGAAUCUAUAUUAUGAGCAGAGAUAUUACUCUAUCAACUAGCUUGGAACAUAGGGUUUUUCUCAAGUAUAAUAUCUUUUCAGAGAGUUGGGAACCAUUUAGGCGUUUUCCAGCUUUUGGACAGAACUUAUUGAUUUGUUCUCUGUAUUUGCCUAGUGAAACAGAAAUAUGACUGCAUUUAGUUUAGUGUUUUAGAAUAUUUAAAGAACCAAAUUAGAAAAAGUAAACUCUUAUUAUAAGGAUCAUUGGCAUUUGUCCAAGGUGAUAAUACAAGCUUCAUUAGGUCUCGUAUUUAGCAUUUAUAAAUAACCUCACUACUUGAAGUUUUUUCACUACUUUGAAAGAUUUGUGACUUUAAUGAUAUUGUACUGUCUCCACCAUCACUGAUAAUUCAAACUUUAAUAAAUAAGUUUUCAUUAGUUGCUUUGCCCAAAAAGCUUAUCACCAAUCUCUAAAUAGCAGAAAUGGCAAAAUAUGAGUGACUCUGACCUUAACUGGGUUGAAUGUUAGGCAACAGCCACAUAUCUGCCUGUCGGUCUGAUACUUAAAUCGGUGAGACUAUUUCAGAGUGAGUUGGAGAUAUCUCGGGUUCUUUUUAUUAAUAAACAUUUUAAAAACAUUUACCAUGUGCCAGACCAUGUGCUGAGGUCUAGAAAUAUAAUACAAAAAGUGAAACAGUGCCCCAAUUAGAUAGUGAGCUUUUCAAGGGCAGAGGCUUCUUUGUAUUCCCAGCACUUAGUGCAAUGCCUUGUAUAUAAAAGGCACUUAAUAAAUGCUAAUUGAGAAAAAAAAAAACAUUCUAGGAGGUUUGCUGUCUAGAGUUUCAGUCUAGGAUCUUUUAAAAGAUUUCAAUUGAUAUUAAUCCCUUUUAUUAAGGGAUAGGAAGAAAGAGGAAAGAUAAUUGAUUCAAGGUUGGGGAUAAUUGGGACAGCCCAAAGUCUGAACAUAUCCAUAAGGGAAGAAGUGCCACAGCCUCCAGUGGUUGUUUUUCCAGUUGUUUACCCCAGAAGAUGUUGUUUUUUUUUUCCCCAGCAUUAUAAAAGGGUUCCUGGAGAGAGACCAACAUUCCUGUCAAUCACAAUUAGGAGCCAAGAACUUUAGAUUCAGACUUAAUUAAAUGGUACCUUGGGUACAUCAUUCUUCACACCAAUAAUAGCUUUCCAUAUUUUGAUUUACCAUCACAAAUUUUGCAAACCAGGGAAUAUCACUGUUAACGAAUAAAAAGUUCAGGGAUUAGGUAAAAGGCAGAACAAAUAGCUUAGAUCAUAAAAUCACUGCACCUUAGAGGAGUUUGCUUUUUGGAAAUGUUCUCAUUUUAAAACAAUAAAGUCAACAGUAAGACUUUGUCAAUGAUGAUCAAGAAAAUAAAAUGGUAUGUUUCACAUAUUUACAUAUCUGAAGAUAUUAAUUGUACUUGAUCUAGUAAAGUCUUUCUGGGGGACAUUGCCAUGCCUGUGUCCAGAGCCUUUUUUGCAGGCUAGGACCUACUGGACUUUGAACCUCUCUGACAUAGUAUCUAAGAAUCCAGGGAUGCUUCCAUGCCAAGAUGAGUUAUCAGAGUAGAACUUUCGUGGAGGCUUACUUGAACUAAUUACUUGAAGGGAAAAAAAAAGAGACCAACUUUUCAAAUCUCAGGGGAACAUUUCCUGAAAGUAUUCUUUAUCCAAACAUGAUAUCCACGAUCCAUUAUAUUUUAAGGAGUGGGAUUAAUCAGCAAUGACUAGUUGCAUGUUUUUUGGCUUCAGGAUCAAAAUAAAUUAGUAAUAUAAAUGAUGUUAUAUUUAAUUUCUUCUUAAGGCAUUUGAAAUAUUAUUAUCAUCCAUGAAUAAUAACAGAUUUGACAUUUUAACCAUCCUAUUUAAAUAAUUCCACUCACUAAGAAGUUAUUUAUUGUCCCCUUUAUAUUAGGGGACUUUGCUAAGUGCUAGGAAUACAAAGACAAAAAAGAAAUCAUUGCAGUUGUCAAGCAGCUUAAAUGAAAUAUAUAUUCAUAUAGUUGGAGAAGAAAAUGGCAAAUCACUUCAGUAUCUUUGCAAAGAAAAUCCUAAAUGGAGUCAUACAGAAUUGGACAGGACUGAAAUGACUCAACAACAAAAAUUCAUUUAGUCCCUCAGAUAUUCAUCUACCUAAAAGCCUGCCUCUAAAAUCCUUACAAUAUUCUUUGGGUCUUUAAAAAAAAAAAACAAACUAUGAAUUCUAUUUAAAAUUAUGUAACUUUUGGUUUAAUUCACAUAGCAAAAUCUUGCCUAUCAGAUAAAUUGUAUAAUAAGGUGACUUUUGUCAUAAAAUAAAUGUGGGUUUAUAAAAGAAGAGUUUGUGUGUUUGAACUUUGCCCUUAAGCAUAAAAACCUAAGAGAAGGGAGGAACAAAAAUUUCCAAAUAGAAAAAAAACUUGUCUUGAAAUCUUAUCAUUUUAUUUACUAUAUUUGAUGUGGUUCUUAUUUUAAAGUUAAAAAAAAAAUCCUCAUGUGUAAUUCAGGCAGCUUGGAUGAUUUGACCUUUUCCUCUUAAUUGAUUCUUUAUUCUUGUUGGCUAAAGUAAGGACAGCUGCAAAACACAUGUGCCAUUGAAAAGCAGAGAGGAAGCAGUUGCAUAAAAAAUAAUAGUCUCUGGUGGUAUUUGCAGUAAUAGGAAAGGUGCUAAAUUCUUGUCUUGGUUGUCUCAGAUGGAACAUAUCUUAAUUUAAUCAGAUUCCUAGACAGUCAUUUAUUUUGCCUCUGAGGAUUUAAUUAUAAUUCCUAACUUCAGCCAAAGAUAGCUCAACAUUCUCAAAAAUUAGACCUCACAUAAGUUUUUUAUGUAAACUGUAUUUUGAUUGACUAAAAGCCUUCAGUAAGAUUGUCCUUUGACACUCUCUAAGGGAAGCAGUAAAUUAAUAGUACAGUGAUUGUAUAGCUAUCCACUAUCCCUUGCCUUCAUAUAUGAAACUGGUCUGUUUUAAAAAAAACUAGAUUAUAUCUGUAAAAUAUCUGUCAAUCACUCUAUAUGCUAGGAUAUACUUGAGAUAUAAUUAAUCUUUAAAGAAAUAAAAUUUCACUUAAGUAAGUGAAGAGAUAGUAUUCAUGACUAGAUCGCUGCAGUAUAGUGAAAAUGACAAAAUUGCUUUACAAUUAAUUUACAAAUGUAGUGCUGUAGUCAUCAAAAUACCAUUUUGGGCAAGUCAUUUAACCCCAAUUGUCCCGGCCCAAAAAAAAAAAAAAAAAAUACCAAGGGGAUACUUGAUAGGGUUAAAGAAAAUAAACAGCAUUUUGAGCAAUAAAAAGUCUAGAAUUUCCAGGGAAAUUUUUUAAAAAGUAAAAACAAAGGGGAAUAGUACUCCCAAAUCACAAAUUGUCCUGUAAAGCAGCAGUAACUUUAAACAAAAAGGGUUUGAUACUGAUUGAAAAUUAGAGAAGUAGGUCAGUGCAACAGAUGUAAGGAAGAAUUAGAAACAAUUGAACUCAAUCUAGUUUUGAUAAGCCAGAGAAUAUAAAUUGGGGGGAAAAUCUCUAUAUGAUAACUGCUGGGAAAGUUGGAAGAAGUUUGGCAAAAAUUAGUUAGAGAUUUGGCAAAAAUUAGUUUUAAACCAAUGCUUAUGCCGUAAUAAAUUCAAAAUGGUUAUAUGACCUGCAAAUUAAAAGAGAUAUCAAAAAAAAAAUUAAAAAUAAUUAAUCAAAACAGUGUCAAGGAAGAAAAUUAUUCCUUCUUGGACAAAGUAUGUGAAUGGUUUUCAGGAGAAUUGCACACUAUAACAAUCAUAUGAGAGUAUUAAUAAAUUAUUAAUCAUUAAUAAAGACAAAGUGCAAAUUAAAAGUUUUGAAGUUUUAUUCCCAACAAACUGGCAAAAAUGACAGAAGAUGGAAAUAGUCAAUAUUAAAGAGUUUGUGGGAAAGACAAACACAUAUUAUUGGUAGAAUAAUGAAUUGGUCCAGCGGUUUUAGAAAGUUGCACUAAGAAACUUACUAAAAUUUACAUAUCCUUUGACCUAGAGAUACCUCUGCUUGGGCUAUAGCUUAAAGAGGUCAGACAGAAAAAAAAAAGGUCCCAUGUACACCAAAAUAUUUAUAGAAGACCUUUUCUACAGUAACAAAGUGUUGGAAAUAAAGAAGGUACUGGUGAUUGUUGUCCUUCAUUCUUGAAGACAACCAAAAUGACAACUCUAUAUUAGAAUUGUUAGUGUGUCCAAGUAGAAUUAAGUCAGAUUGAGUCAAUAAAUAUCAAUUUAUUGAUAAUAAAUGUUUACUUAAAUGCCUACUAUUCUAGGUACUAUGCUAAAAAUUGAAUAAAUGAAUAUGUCAGAAUAUUAUUGCACUUGAAAAAUGACUAUGCUAAACAUUGAAUAAAUGAAUAUGUCAGAAUAUUAUUGCACUUGAAAAAUGACAUGAAGAUUAGAGAAGUAUGGGAAAACUAAUAUGAAUUACUGCAAAGUGAAGCACAAUCAAGGAAACAAUAUUAUAGAAUGAUUCUUAUUUGAACAGAUGGGAGUCAUUUGAUGAGUUAUAUUUGUUAUGGGUGAUUAGGUUUGCUAAGGUAAAUUUUUCUUUUGUUUAAAAAAAACUUUAUUAACAAUGGAUGGUUUACUUAGUAGGUAACAUAAAACUUAAAAAAAAAAUUAGAGUAGCUAGAUGGCACAGUGAAUAGCACCCUGGCUCUGAAAGUAAAGAGGACCUGAAUUCAAAUAUAGCCCCAGAUAGUUAAUACUAGCUGGAUAAUCUUGGGCAAGUCCCUUAACCCUCAUUGGCUCACCAAAAAAAAAAAAAAAAAUUAAAAACCUCAUAUCAUUAUAAAUUGACAAAACAGAUUAAACAUAGGGAAGAUGAGGGGAAUUGUUUAUAAAAGGAUUUUUUUAAUAUGUAAAAGGUUUUAUUGCACAGUUUUUAAAAAAGUUCUAUUGUGUGUAAAAUAUGGUAUUCACAAAAUUCAGUUUUCAAGAGGUGAUAUAUUUAUAUAUUCAUUUUGGAAAAGAAGUUGUAACUUAUCAGAAAAUCCUAUUUGUAGACUACUCUUGAGAGAGGAAGAGGGAUGGAGGUAGGAGGGAGGGAGGGAGGGAGGAGACUUUCCUUCUCUGUUCUUUCUUCCUUCUUUCCCCACAGUGAUUUUUUCUUCUUCAGCUAGUAUGCUUGAAACUGAACUCCCAUAGACUGGCCCACUGUUUAACUAAAAAAAACUGCUAAAAUUUUUUCUUUUGUUUAAAGUCCUCAUUUUGGUUAUUCUGUUUCAUUAGCCAUGAAGCUUUUCCCUUUUUAAUCCAAUUAAAGAAGGAUUUUUACUUGAUGAAGGAACCACAGGGUGAUCUGUGGUAGGAUAUUUCCUAUAUAAAAGGAAGAUAGAUGAUUGGCAAGUAAUUACUCUUGGUUGAGCCUUGGUAUUAUAAUAAAAAUGACCAUACCUUCCUAAAUUAAUUUAUAAGUUCAGUGUUAAUCUAACUAGAUAAAAUUGCAGCAUAAUUUAUUUGGAAAAACAAAAUAUCAAGAAUUUCAAAGGAGAUAAUGAAAAACAGCCAAAAGGAAAGGGGCCUAGUAGUAACAGAUUUCAAAAUAUGUUUCCAAGCAGUUAUCAGUGAAACAUCUAAAAAUACAGAAGAAAACAGAAGGAAGUUUAGGAAGAGAUAUGGAUAAACAGAGUGAUGGUGAUACUAUUAUGUUAAUUUUAAUAUUUACAUUUUUUGGUUUUUUAUUAAAGCUUUUUAUUUUCAAAAUAUGCACAGAUAAUUUUUCAACAUUGAUCCUUGCUUAGCCUUGUGUUCCACAUUUUCUACUUCUUCCUUUCACUCCCUCCCCUAGAUGGCAAGGAAUUCAAUAUAUGUUACACAUGUUAAAAUAUAGGUUAAAUCCAAUAUAUGUAAACAUAUUUCUACAAUUAUCUUGCUGCACAAGAAAAAUCAGAUUAAAAAGGAAAGAAAAUGAUUAAGAAAAAAAUGCAAACAAACAACAACAUUUAGAGUGAGAAUGUUAUAUUGUAAUCCAAACUCAGUUCCUAUAGUCCUCUCUCUGGGUGGCUCUCUUCAUCACAAGAUCACUGAAACUGGUCAAUCAUCUCACUGUUGGAAAGAGUUACGUCCAUCGGAAUUGAUUGUGUUAUAAUAUUGUUGUUGCCAUGUACAAUGAUCUCCUGGUCCUGCUCAUUUCACUUAGCAUCAGUUCAUGUAAGUCUCUCCAGACCUCUCUGAAAUUAUCCUGCUAAUUGUUUCUUAUAGAACAAUAAUCUAUUCAUAUACCAUAAUUUAUUCAGCCAUUUUCCAACUGAUGGGCAUUCACUCAAUUUCCAGUUUCUUGCCACUACAAAAAGGGCUGCUACAAACAUUUUUGCACAUAACAUUUAAAUUUAUAAAACUCCAAGAUACAUGUAAUAAAUUCAUAGUCAGUUUGUCUUCUCUCUAAUUACUAGUCAUUUUUUCUUUCUUUCUUUUUUUUAAUUAUUUGGGGGCAAAGUCAAAAUGGCAGAGUAAAAGCAGGAACUUGCUCAACCUCUCCCCCAAACUGCCCCAAAUUCCUUUAAAGAAUGACUCUAAACAAAUUUUAGAGUAUUAGAACAUUUUCCAACUGAAGGCAACUUAGAAACUCAGCAGAAAAGGCCUGUGUAACCAGGGAGAGAGUCCUGGGGCAGGACACACUGGUACAGCCCCAGCACACCCCAGCCCAGCAUGAUCUCUGAAUUAGCAAUUGGCCAAUUAGGAAAGGAGGUGUAAAAGCUCACUGAGGAAAAUAAUUCCUUAAAAAAUAGAAUUGAGCUAAUGGAAACUAGUGACUUUGUAUGAAAUCAAGAUACAAUAAAUCAAAAACAAAAAUAUGAAAUAUCAUAUUGGAAAAAACAACUGAUCUGGAAAAUAAAUACAGGAGAGAUAAUUUAAAAAUUAUUGGUCUACCUGAAAGUCAUGAUCAAAAAAAGAUCCUGGACAUCAUCUUUCAAGAAAUUAUCAAGGAAAACUGUCCUGAUAUUCUAGAAACAGAGGGUAAAAUAAAAAUUGAUAGAAUUUACUAAUCACCUCCUGAAAGAGAUCCCAAAAUAAAAGCUCCCAGGAAUAUUAUAGUCAAAUUCCAGCACUCCCAGAAAUAUUGCAAGAGAAAAUAUUGCAAGCAUCCAGAAAGAAACAAUUCAGGGAUCAUGGAGCCAUACUCAGGAUAACACAAGAUUUAGCAGCUUCUACAUUUUUUUUAAUUUUAAAUUUUAUUUUAUUUAAUAAGAACUUUGUAUUGACAGAAUCCAUGCCAGGAUAAUUUUUUUACAACAUUAUCCCUUGCACUCGCUUAUGUUUCGUUUUUUCCCCUCCCUCCCUCCACCCCCCCACCGCAAGAUGGCAAGCAGUCCUAUAUAUGUUAAAUAUGUUAGCAGCUUCUACAUUAAAGGACCUGAGGGCUUGGAAUAUGAUAUUCUGGAGAGCAACGGAGAGAAGAUUACAACAAAGAAUCUCUUGCCCAGCAAAACUAAAUAUAAUCCUUCAGAGGAAAAGGUGGUCAUUCAGUGAAACAGAGGAUUUUCAAGUGUUCAUGAUGAAAAGACCAGAACUGAAUGAGAAAUUUGAUUUUCAAAUACAAGACUUUGGAGAACCAUAAGAAGGUAAUCAGGAAAGUGAUAUCAUAAGGGACUUAAUAAGGUUUAUCUGUUUACAUAUCUACAUUGGAGGUUGAUAAUUCUAACUCAUUAGAACAUUCUCAUUAUUAUGGCAGUUAGAAGAACUAUAUAUAGACAGAGGGCACAGGUGUGAAUUGAAUAUGAAAGGAUAAUCUCUUUUUUAAAAUGAUGAAAUUUAAGAGGUGAAAGAAAAAUGUACUGAGAGAAAGGGAAUGGGAGAAGUGGAAUAGUGCAAAUUAUCUGCCAUGAAAAAAGAAGCAAGAAAAAGCUUUUACAGUGGAGGGGAUGAGGGGGAAGAGAAGGGGUAAAUGAACCUUACUCUCAUCAGAAUUGGCUCAAAUAGGAAGUAACACACACUCAAUAUGAGUAUAGAAAUCCCUGUAAGAAAAUAAGAGGGGUAUGGGAAGAGAGGAGAAUGAUAAAAGAGAGAGCAUAUUGGGGGAGGGAGUGGUAAAUAAGAAUACACUUGAGAAGGGACAGGAUGAAAGGAAAGAGAGAAUAAAUAGGGGAAAUACAAUUAGCAAUAGUAAUUAUAAACAAUUUUUUGAAGCAAGUUUCUCUGAUGGAAUAUUAUUGUUCGCUGGGAAAUGAUGAGCAGCAUGGUCUCAGGAAAAAAAAAAAAAAAACAAAAAAACCUGGAAAGUCUUCCAUGAACUAAGUGAAAUCUACUGUAUACAAAAUAAUAGCAAUGUUCUGGGAUGACCAGAUAUAAAUAACUUUAUUGUUCUCAGUAAUACAAUCCUCCACACAUACUGUGAAGAACUUCUGAGAAAUCCUAUCCAUACCCAGAGAAGGGUUUGAAUAGAGUUGCAAAUAGAAUAGAGUUGAAUAGAGUUGAGUUUGAAUAGAGAGCAAAGCAUUCUCUAUUACUCUUUCUUUCUCUCUCUCUCUUUAUUUUAAUUUAAUUUUUAUUGAGGGUUUUUAUUUUCAUUGGGUUGGGAGAUCUGUUUUUUUUUUUUUCCCUACAACUUGACUGGUAUAGAAAUGUUUUGCAUAACAUCACAUAUGGUUUCCUAAUUGUGGGUGGGGUUAAGGGAGAGAACCUAGAACUCAAAAAUCUUAAAAAGCAAUGUAAAAAAAAUUGUUUUGAAUGUAAGUGGGGAAAAAUGUUAAAUAAAGAAAAGUCUUUUUUCCAGAUUUUAAAAGAAUUUAACAAAAUUUUAUUAAGCUUUUUAUUUUCAAAACAUAUACACAAUUUGACAACAUUGACUCUUUGCAUAGCCAAGAAAAGUCUUUAAAGGCAAAAAAAAAAAAAUUAUUUAGUAUUUUAUUUUCCCCCAGUUAUAUGUAAAAGCAAUUUUAAACAUUCAUUUUUAAAACUGACUUCCAAAUUCUCUCUCUCUGCCUCUCCCUCCCCACUCCCCUUAUUGAGAAGGCAAGCAAUUUAUAUAGGUUAUACUUGUGUAGUGAUGCAAAACUUCCAUAGUAGUCAAGUGGAAAAAGAAAACAUACCUGUCUUCCUUUGUAAGGUUAAAUUCUUUAAUGUAUGAACUAGUGUAUUUAUUAAACUCACUACUCACCAGGCAUAGUGCUAAGAACUGAGAAGUGAUUUUGUAUACAAGCAUCCUUUUCUGUUUCUGUGAAUAUGGAGACAUUCAUGUUUAAACUUAAAAAAAAUCUUGAGGCACACCUCUGGUUUUAAAGUCACUUGAGGCAAAGAAUCCAACUUCCAUAUGUCCCUUCAUAUGACUAUAGGCAUUGAAGAGAGUAGGGAUUUUUUAGAGUGCUUCUCCAAGUUGAUACAACUAACUUAAGUUUCUACAAGGCCUCUUUCAAAUGCAUGGUCUCUCUUCCCUUUUUAACUUUAGUUUCCGCACAAACUUGUGUUGGUGGGGAAACUUGAGCAAUGAAUUUUAGAAGGCUUUGAUUAAAGGAUGACAUAUACCAUCAGAGGCUGUCAGUGAGGCACAGAUCAUGACUUUGGAACUCUGGGGCUCCCUGCUAAUACUUGGAGCAAAAGUCAGUUUUCUGAUGACUUAAAACGUUAUUCUGGGUCAACUUAUUUAACAGCAGACAAAGUAAAGGAUUUUACUGCUUUCCGGAGUCGGGGGGAAGUGCAGUACACAUUUCUUAAGUUAUCUACACACCCCAAAAUAAAUGGGCCUAAGUCACUCCAGGUUCUCAACAGAGCACAAAGAGCAGCCAAGAUGAUGAUUUGGGAGCUAUGUUGUAUAAGGGAUUUCUAUUCAGGUGUGGGCUACAUUAGAUUGCCUCUGAGGUCCUUUCCAGUCCUCAGUCUGUGAGUCUGCAAACAACAUGUCUGUGGUACCUCUCAGUGUCCAGUCUCUUCCACAGGCCCAAGUUCUGCUAGUUGGAAGAACUUGAGGCCAGAGAGAAGCACUGUAGCUCAGGUGGUUUGUGGUUGAAGGUAUUUUUCCUUUUAAAUCUGUCUGGUAGACGGGGCAGAGUGUGUUUGCCUGUCUUGUUUUACCUAACACUCUAAAAGGCAAUUAUUUUGGGAGCCAAGAAAUGUGUUCGCUGAAAGGGCGGGGGAUGGGAAGGGUACUGAAGCUUGUUUAAGAAACUUUAUAAACCUACUACACAGUGUUGCUCAUUUAAACGGGUUCUGUUGGAUUAAAUAGGGCCUAUUUUGACUCGGACUGUCUGAAUAACGCUUUCCAUGUGGCUGGGGGAGUAGGGUAGAUGAAUUCUGCUUUUCUGCAUGAGUGAUCACACCUGUGAUUUAUGGCUUUCAACUGAAAUGCAGGUUUCUUUGCUCCUGAGCACCUGUAGUUUGCAGUAUUCCUUAGAUAAUGAUUCUGAAACCUGAUGCCAGGGAUCCAAUCAAUUAUGGAAAUAGUUCUAUUGAUUCCAUAGCAUCUCUCGCUUUUAACACAGCACAAUGGCCAUUACUUUAGAAUAGGUCCUGAUUGCCCUUCACUUGGACAAUCACAGGAAACUUUUAUUUUCCCUUCCUCCAGCUGUUCUCCUCUCCAAAAUAUCAUGUAUACAGAUGCCAAAAUGAUGUUCCUAAAGCAAAGAUCACAUCCUUACUCAAGAAACUUCAGUGGUUCUUACAUAUAAACUCUGUUUGGCAUUAUAAAGCCCUUUAAAAAUCUGCCUCGUAUCCUAUCUUUCCAAAAUUUUAACAGAAAAUAAAUUGCCCAUAAAGAGCUUGCCAUAUAGGAGGUGCUUAAUACUAGUUUACUGACUACAUGUUGUUCCAGUUCAUACUCUUGUGCUAUACUCAAUAUUGAGAAUGCUCAUUUGCCUUUCUUGGACUCCAUGGUUCAAUUCAAUUGCUGCUCCCAUUCAGGAUCCCUCUAGUCGUUUCUUCACCCAAAUUAUCUAUUGUUGUAUUUACUUGUUUAUUAAUAUCUUGUUUACUGCUAGUAGAAUGUCAGAUCUUUGAGAGCAAGGACAGUUUUAAUAUUUUAAAAAUUUUUAAAUUUUUAAUAGGAAGUAAUAUAAUGUCUCACACAAGCACUUAAUUAUUGUUGAAUUUUAAAAAGAUGCCAUUUGGUGUUAUCUCCAUUGAAAUAGCAUUUUCUCAAGGCACAUCACAUACAACAUGAGACUGCAUAAUUUAGUGGAUCCUGUUGGAAUCAGGAAAUCUUUGGAUUUGAAUCCCAUCUCAUACAUUUACUAGCUGUGUAAUGCUGGUAAGUCACUUAAGCUCUCUGAUUCUCAGUUUUCUCAUCUGUAAAAUGGGUAUAACAAAAACACAUACAUCACAGGGUGGUUAUAAAGAUCAAAUGAUAUAAUGCAUGUAAAGUGUUUUAAAAACCUAAAACACUAUAUACAUGCCAAUUAUUUUCAUUAUUCUACAAACCAAUUUCGUCAAUUUUUUGUCAUGUUUCUGACACUCAGUGAGAUCUUAUACUUAAUGGGCAUGUAAUUUAUUUUUAAAAGAAAGCCUAUAAAUCCUACGAAAGAAAGGUUCAAUACAUUUAAGAACAAAGCCAACUCCAUGAUUGUUGAUUUCAUUCACUCUGUGUACUGAGGAUAUUGAGAAAGCUUUUUUUUUAAGUUCAGUAAUAAUAAUGAAGAAGCAUAUUACUUUUCCUAGAGCAUUUAUCCCAAUAGUAAUAGAGAAACUUUUAAGACUUAGCAAACUAGCUGAGUAUGUGAACUCAUGCCUGCAGUCUCUGCUGCUAAAGAGACUGAGGCUAGUGGAUUGCUUGAGUUCGGGAGUUUAAGGAAGGGGUAAACCUUCAGGUUAGAAAUAGAACUGGCAAGGCUUCUGCUCUAAUCUACACUUCUGUUCUGAUUGAGAUAGGAAGACAGUCUCAAAACAAAUUAAAAAUACCCUGAGGAAGUCAUCUGUCAAAACCACAUCCCACUUCUGAUAAUUCAUAUGGGCACAAGUUGCCUGAAGUAAUAAAAAUUUUAUUAAGUCCUAGGAGAGAAACUGAAGACCUUAAGGCAGAUUUCAGUAUUGCUACUAACCAAAGACAAGGCAAUUAGAAGAAAAAGAGAUAUUUGGGAAACAGCCAGUAAGGAAGAAAGUAUAUGAGAACAAGAUUUGGAUUUCUGGAAUAUUGCAUAAAAUAUAUGAAUGACAUGAGGUGGGAUAUACUUAACAAGGAUUACCAGUAAAAAGGUCUUGACUAAAUUAUAUGCAAAUCUAAUCAAAAGGGUUUUAAAUUAGAAAAGGAAGAAAGAGGUCAGAAACUGCCUUUGCUACGUAUUGUAGAGAGGAGACUAACAGAAGUGAUUUCUAGAAAUUCAUAGGAGAGAAAGAAACAUCCAAAACCCCAAAUAGCUCCAGUUUUCUUUAUACAAUGCACAAAGAAUGGUUAGGAAGUAAAGAAACCUAGGGAUCCUGAUGGAAAGAGGCAAAUUUGACCUUGUAGAUUUUCCUGAGACUUGGUAGAAAUAUGAAUCUGGAAGGCUAUGCCACUUUCAAAAGUAACAGAAUGGCAUGGCAUAUUAAGAUAUAUGAGAAAUUGGGGGAGAAACAUAGUAUGAAAAAUAUUUGGAAUAAAGAUCAACAGAGGCAGAAACAGAAGUAGCAUUAUCAUCAGAUAGACUGUAUAGUCUACAGAUUACCAGGACAGAAAGGGAAUAGAUGAGGAGUUGGAGAAACAGCAUACUACUGGCCGACUACCAUUAUGUGUAGUAGUUAUGGGGGACUUCAAUUAUGCAUACAUCUAAUGGAGCUUUUUCUCUGGCCAGAGAAGAUCAGCUAACAAUUUCUUAGCUUGUCUUAGGAUAAUUUUAUCCUUCAAGAAGUGGAGGAAACCAAUAAGAGCAUGUAUACCAGAAAAAAGAAGUAAAGACAAGUAAUGAACAAGGAUGAAAAGGAAUAUAUGACAGUCUUGGGGGAAAAAUGGUUUCAGGAGUAUUGAAGCUUAGAAUAAAAUGAGGCUGAUGAGAAAAGCAAAGAUCUUUUAAUUUGUACUAAAAAGAUGAGAAUAAAAAAAAAAAAAAGAUAGGACUCUUGGUCUGCAUGAAUGGAACAAUGAUAGAGGAAAAAGGGAAAUCAGAACUGUUUAACUAUUAUUAUGGUUGUUUUUAAUUCUUCAAGGAAACGUCAUAAAAAUCUCUCAUGGGGAGUUUGUCCCCAAGAUUGAUGAAAGCAUAGAGAGUACCUAUUUACCCUUGAGUUCACUAACCUAUGGUAAAGGAUUAUUGCAAAAACAGUAUCAGGAAAAGCUGGAAGCAAAAUUGGCAGCGACACAAUUAAAAUAUUAGAGAAUUGUAUAUGGACACCUGGUAAGUUGGUACACUGGCAGAUCAAAGAUUGAACAGCCUCUCUUAGAGUCUCGAAUGAGUACAAAUAUGAGUACAAAGAACAAGCUGAUAUUUUUUUCUUGUUUCAUUAAAUAUAUUUUUUAAAAAAAAUAUUUUUUCAAUGAGCAGAAAUCUAUUUUCUUUGCUCACUUCUCCCCACCUCAAUUGGAAGAUAAAAGAAAAACAAAACUUUUAUAACAAAUAUGCAUGGUCAAGAAAAAAAUUUCUGGCGUUGAUCAUGUCCAAAAAACCAGUCUCACCUUUACAGUGAGUCUUUCACAUGUCUAUCAGAAAAUAAGUUACAUGAGUGCAAGGGAUAAUGUUGUAAAAAUUUACCCUGGCAUAGGUUCUGUCAAUAAAAAGUUAUUUAAAAAAAAAAAAAGAAAGUCAGUGACAUCUAUCAUUCUGAGUCUUCUAAAAUUGUGGUUGUUCAUUUUUCUUUUUUCUUUUAUUAACCCCUCCCUCUCAAUACUUCUAAUCUCACUGAAUAUUAAAAAAAAAACUAAAAAAAUUAAAAAUUAAGCUCUCAAUAAUCAUAAUUUUGCAGAAGAAAUUCUCAUGUUAUCCAUGUCACACAUUGUAUGUAUGUAUUUGCAUUUUAAGUUUAUCAUUUGUCUCACACACAAGGUCCUCUCCAUUCUGUGCAUUUUCAGAGGCUGUGUCUUAUAUACCUCCUUUUUUAUCUCUCAUUCCUGAAUUCUUUGGAUUCCUUCAAGUCUCAGCUAUAAUUUCAUUUGCAGCCACCACCUCACACCUAUCAGAUGUAUUAACAUGAUAGAAAAGGAAAAUAACAAAUGCUGGAGGAAAUAUAGAAAAAUUGGGACACUAAUGUACUGGUUAUAAAUUGUAAUUUGUAAAUUUGUCCAGCCAUUCUGGAUGACAAUUUGGAAUUGUAGUCAAAGGGCUAUAAAUGCAUGCCAUUUGACCCAAAUUGUAAUUUGUAAAUUGGUCCAGCCAUUCUGGAUAACAAUUUGGAAUUGUAGUCAAAGGACUAUAAAUGCAUGCCAUUGACUACCUGGUCUAUUUCCCAAGGAGAUGAAAGAAAAAGGAAAAGGACAUAUAUGUACAAAAUAUUUAUAACAGCUAUUUUUGUGGUGUCCAAGAACUGGAAAUUGAUACCCAUCAAUUAGGAAAUGGUUGGACAAAUUGUGGUAUAUGUUUAUGAUGGAAUACUAUUUUUCUAUUAGAAAUGAUGAAAAGGAUAAUUUUACAAAACCUGGUAAUAGAAUGUAAAUUGAAAUGAAUAGAGGUAGGAGAAUAUUGUACACACUAAUAAUAUUGUAAUGAUGAACUGAGAAAGACUUAGCUACUCUGAUCAGUAUUAUAAUCUAAGACAAUUCUGAAGGAUUUGUGAUGAAAAAAAUUAUUUACAUUUAGAAAGAGAAAUAAUAUAUACAUCAACAACAAUACUAUAUGAUGAUCAAUUCUGAUGGACAUGGCCAUCUUCAGCAAUGAGAUGAACCAAAUCAGUUCCAAUAGAGCAGUAAUGAAUUGAACCAGCUACACCCAGUGAAAGAACUCUGGAUGACUAUGAACCAUUACAUAGAAUUCUCAAUCCCUAUAUUUUUGUCCACCUAGAUUUUUUAUUUCCUUCACAGGCUAAGAGUACACUAUUUCAAAGUCUGAUUCUUUUUGUACAGCAAAAUAACUGUUAGGACAUUUAUAUUUGUAUUUAAUUUAUACUUUAACAUAUUUAACAUGUAUUGGUCAACCUGCCAUCUGGGGGGAGUGGAUGCCAAACAAAAGGUUUGGCAGUUGUCAGUGCUGUAAAAUUACCCAUGCAUAUAACUUCUAAGUAAAAAACUAUAAUUAAAAAAAAGAAAGAGAAUUAAUAAAUUCUGAGGGAAGAUCAAAGUAUAGUUUUUUAGCUUUAUUUUUCUUGUUUUUUUGAUAACAUGGCAAAUAUGAAAUAUUUUGCAUUAUUUUACACAGAUAAUUGAUAUAUUGCUUGCCUUCUCAAUGGUUACAGGAAGGACUGGAGGGAAGGAGAGAAUUUAGAAUUCAAAAAAAAGUUUUAAAAUUAAUAUUAAAAUAAAUAUAUAAUAAAAUUAUUUUUAAAAAUUAAAAUUUCACUUCCCUUAAGAAAUCUUUCCUGAUCCUUCUUUAGCUUAUGCUUUCACUCUGAGGUUAUUUCCAAUUAUCCUGUUUUUAUUUUGUUAGUACAUAUUUGUUUGCAUGUUUUCUCUCUCAUUAGAUUGUGUGUGCACCUUAAGAAUAGAGACUGUUUUUGCCUUUCUUUGUAUCUCCAGAACUUUGUGCAUGCCUGUCAUACCGUAGGUGCUUUUAAUUGACUUGACUUAUUGACUUGUGGAAAAUCAGUGGCAUUUUCAUCUUAAUUCUUCUGGACUUGUAAUUUAUCAUUAUGUUGAUCAAAGUUCCAAAAUCUCUAAAAAUUGUUUUUCUUUAUAAUAAUGUUAUUGUAUAAAUUAGAUUUCUAAUUUUGCUUGGAGAAAGAAUGGCCCCACCCAUUCUUUGUGCAAGUCCUGAUGUGUUGUAUAGGAAAUGAUGAUUUUGGUGGGUGGAGGCAAGGGAGUGGAAAGGGAAGCGGAAAGAGAGACUUCUGGCUGGUGUCUUGUCACAGCAUUGCUAUUGCGACCGCCCUUCACCUCCCUCUGCUAGCUGGCUUCCUAUCAUAGCUGCCCAUAUUGCUAUUGCAAUCCUUUUUCACCUCUGCUGAGAAUAAAGAUUGAAGAUUUUCCCCUUAACCUGAAUUCCUGACUCCAGCUGAUUUUAAAUACGCGGUCAUCACAUUUGGCUCUCAAGCGUGGGAACCAAGGACCCUACUUUCACUGAAGAUGUCUCCAGUGACCAGGAACUUAGAGAGAUGGAACAGACCCUUGAAACGAAGGAGAAGACCCAAGAAAUAUCGGGUGGUUCUGUUGCUGAUUGUGCUAACCAUUGAAAGAACGUGGCAGUUAUGGUGUUUGACUCAUGGACAUAGAAAAUUGUUGGACUUGAAAACCCUCAGGAAUCAUUGGAUUCUCUGAGACAUAAGAUUAUUGUAGGACUUGAAAACCCUCAGGAAUCAUUGGAUUCUUUGAGACAUAAGACUUGAAAGCCCUCUGGAAUCAUUGGAUUUUCUGAGAAAUGAUAAGACUGUUACAGUACUUCAAAAUCUGCUGGAAUCAUUGGAUUCCCUAAUACAUAAAAAGACUUUUGCAGGACUUCAAAAACUUGUGGGGAUCAUUGGAUUCCCUAAUAUGUGAAGCAAUGGACAAUAGAUUGGUUUUAGACUCUCUCUUGGCUGCUGAAGAAGGCAUAUGUGUGACUACUGUUUACAUACUCUCCUUGUAGGACUUCUGGCAAUCUUUGACAACACCAUGUUGAUUUAUAUUGCUAUACCGUUACUUGGGUGUACAAUUCAUGUUUGUUACACCACAUUAAGCCUGUACUAACUGUGGGGAGAGUCAUCACUAAUAGCCUCUGCGUUAUUGCUGUGUGCUUGUGUAAUACCUCCCAUGCUCAUGGGUUUGUGCAUAAUAAGAUCCUUCAGCCCAGAAACCCGCUAGCAACCCCCACUUCCCUUUGGUGCUUUUCAUCUCCCUUCCUGAGAUGUCAGGGAGGGCGUCUCCUUUUUAAUGCUUUCACCUCCCUUCCUGAGAAGUCAGGGAGGGUGUGAUCACCUCCCCUUGGGGGCUCUGACCUCUCUGAGGAGUCAGAAAUGGCAUAACAACCUGUGUUCUAAAACAAAAGAAAGUGGGAGAUGUAAUGGGCUGAGGCUUGAGUUGAUGCACUGAGGUCCCAAGCACGUGAGGCUAAAUAGUAAUUGGACCAUACUCUAUUAAUAUAUAUGCUUGGAGAAAGAAUGGCCCCGCCCACUCUUUGUGCAAAUCCUGAUGUGUUGUAUAGGAAAUGAUGAUUUUGGUGGGUGGAGGCAAGGGAAUGGAAAGGGAAGUGGAAAGAGAGACUGUUGGCUGGUGUCUUGUCACAGCUGCUCACAAUGCUAUGGCGACCACCCUUCAUCUCCGAUUCCCCUCUGCUAGCUGGCUUCCUAUCGUAGCUGCCCAUAUUGCUAUCGCAAUCCUUCUUCACCUCUACUGAGAAUAAAGAUUGAAGAUUUUUCCCUUAACCUGAA
Messenger RNA from Antechinus flavipes (yellow-footed antechinus), 19988 nucleotides. It is a transcript of the gene KLHL42, whose product is annotated as kelch like family member 42. The record is from RefSeq and is a predicted model, not a curated record. Bases 1347 to 2858 code for a protein of 503 amino acids. Gene Ontology annotation, molecular function: protein binding. The transcript has 4 exons. Lineage: Eukaryota; Metazoa; Chordata; Mammalia; Dasyuromorphia; Dasyuridae.